Molecule: messenger RNA, 1698 nt
Organism: Tremella mesenterica DSM 1558
Lineage: Eukaryota; Fungi; Basidiomycota; Tremellomycetes; Tremellales; Tremellaceae
Exons: 16
Coding region: 1-1698 (565 amino acids)
Biological process (GO): fatty acid catabolic process
Molecular function (GO): amidase activity; fatty acid amide hydrolase activity
Source: RefSeq, a predicted model, not a curated record
AUGCCGUCUACAGCCAAAGUCAGAGAGAAGAAAUGCGCAGAGAGGGAAAUGUUGAUCUCCGAUAUGGAGAAUCUCUUGGGUUAUCAAGAUGAUCAUCCAGAGGACCAAGAGAUAAUUAUGACUUCUCCACAGGAAAUUGUAUCCAGGUUCAAGUCCCGCCAGGAGGGUUGGUCAGUUGAACGUGUAGUUUCCGCCUAUAUCCGAGCGGCUUGUGCGGCACAUAGGAAGACGAAUUGUUUGACUGAAGUGUUGUUCACGGAAGCUCUCGAUGAAGCGCAGCAGAAAGAUAAAGAGCUUGCCAGUGGUGUUCAGCCAGAUGGGCCAUUUUGGGGGUUACCGAGUAGUUUCAAAGACACUUUCAACAUUGCCGGGGUUGAUACCUCUCUGGGAUGUUCAAUGCACACAUCUCAGCCUUCCACUUUGGACGAUGAACUCGGGGUACGUCUCGUCAAGCUUUUCCGCCAAGGCGGAGGUAUUCCAUUCUGCAAAACGAACGUCCCACAAACUUUGUUGGCCUUCGAAUGCUGUAAUCCAAUCUUCGGACGGACGACCAAUCCACAUGCCUCUGAUCGGACUUGCGGUGGUAGUUCUGGUGGAGAGGCCGUCAUGGUUGUCCUUCGCGGAACUCCUCUUGGAUGGGGUAAUGAUACCGGUGGAAGCGUUCGUAUACCAGCUGCAUACUCAGGGUGUUGUGGUCUCAAACCUGUCCGAGGCAGAUUGCCCUUUAGGGGAACGCGAAGAUCCGUGAAAGGUUUUGAAGGAAUUAAAACCAUGCAUGGGCCAAUAGCGAGAAACGUCACCGAUCUCAUUUAUCAAACACGAUCCAUCACACAACUCGCUUUGGCAUUUCCGAGUUCUGGAGAGGACCUCAUACCGUUGCCGUGGACCGAGCCCAACCUACCGAAAAAACUGAAAAUAGGUUAUAUGAUUGAAGAUGGUUGUGUCAAGACCAGUCCCGCAUGUGCUAGAGCAGUGAAUGUUUGUGUUGAAAGAUUGAGAGCGGCCGGACACGAAGUGGUAAUCUUCCAUCCGCCUCCAAGCGAGCGCUCAUGUCAGUGUUUCGUCGCUCUCACCUCUGCGGAGAGAUAUAGUCAGCUUUUGAGCAAUGUUGGGUCUGAUGAACUGGAGGAAUCGAUGAAGUUGGUUGUACUGGGAUCCAAAAUGCCCGGAUGGGUGCAGUGGGCAGCCCAAUGGUUUGUCCGCCACAUCCUCAAAGACGAGAUUUUCGGCGGAGCUUUCGCUGUCUCAAGAGGAAAGUCCGUGCCAGAGUAUUGGGAAUGGACUUAUCGACGUGACAUGUAUGCACAACAAUUUCGCGAAGCGGCAUGGGAUGUGGGUCAAUUCGACGCUCUGAUAUGUCCCGUCAUGGCUACACCAGCUUUGAAACAUGGCAAGACUAAAUUUCUUUCUCCUCUUGCAAUCUGGUGCAUCUUAUUCAACAUUGUAGAAGCGACCGUAGGUACUUUACCCGUAACUCGGGUCGAUCCUUCUCUCGACGUCCACCCCUCUGACUUUUUGAAGGAUAGCACCGGUUCGUGGAUCUUGGAAAAGAGAGUGUACACCGGUCCCGAUGCAGCAUACGAUGCAUCAGCAAUGGCGGGUUUACCUGUUGGUGUACAGGUGGUUGGAAAGAUGUGGCAAGAGGAAAAGGUGUUGGGUAUCAUGAGUUUGCUUGAAGGACUUGUUGGAUAUCAGUGA